This is a messenger RNA of Rubroshorea leprosula, 762 nucleotides long. Lineage: Eukaryota; Viridiplantae; Streptophyta; Magnoliopsida; Malvales; Dipterocarpaceae. The record is from the annotation of a GenBank genome assembly.
ACGUUACGUUUAAUUGAAUUAAUAAUUAAUGGUGUUCAGACGAGGAAAGCCAAAGAAAUGGAGUCAAAACUCCAGAGGCUGAGAGUGGAGAUGGAAGAAAUUGGUGCCGAACAAAGAAGUAUCAGGGAAGGACAAAGACAGGUUAGAGAAAAAUUUGAAGCCAUUGAAGCCGAAUGCCAGAAGCUUAAGAGAGAAACUAGACUCGUCAUCCAGCAGAGCGCUAGAAACAAAAUCCGUCUGGCUAUCAUGUUUAGGAUUUUUAAGGCACGCGAAGAAGGCGACUUUGCGAAGGCAACCGAACUCACUAGGUUACUUCGUGAAAUGGUUGUGAGGGACAAUCUAUUAAAUGUGGCCACCAGCAAGUGAUGAAUGAAAAGUUGAAGUUUAAGGUUUUAGUUAUUCCGCUGUUUUUUUCUUCCUCUUCCCCGGCAAAUCUUGCUCUUUUCCACUUUCCUAUGUUUCUCCAUCCACUCCUCCCGCCACUUUUCUUUUGGUUCUCUCUUCUUUCUUCUGUUUCUUUCCCUUUGCUUCUUUUCUUUUGGUUCUUUUGUUUCUUUCCUCUAUUUUCUCUUUCUUUGUUGGUUGUCUAUUUGUUUCUUAAGGCCUAUUUGUUUCUUCCGUUUUUACGUAUUUUCGUUGUCUGUCUUUUUCUUCUCUUGGUAGAGUUCUUGUAAUGCAGUACAAACGGGGAAGUGGACAAAAACGAAGAGAGGUUAAAAUUUCAUUUUGGCCACUCUAGUUUAAUAAAAAAAAAAAUUUUUG